This is a messenger RNA of Abrus precatorius (Indian licorice), 1664 nucleotides long. RefSeq names its product nucleosome assembly protein 1;3-like. Gene Ontology annotation, cellular component: chromatin; nucleus. Gene Ontology annotation, biological process: somatic cell DNA recombination; nucleosome assembly. Bases 155 to 1258 code for a protein of 367 amino acids. The transcript has 12 exons. Gene Ontology annotation, molecular function: chromatin binding; histone binding. NCBI's taxonomy places the organism in Eukaryota, Viridiplantae, Streptophyta, Magnoliopsida, Fabales, Fabaceae. The record is from RefSeq and is a predicted model, not a curated record.
AGGAGUCCAGGUUUGAAAAAGGAGGAAGAGGAAGAGGAUUGCAGGGUGGCUACGUUUUAGCAACAAAACCAAACCCUCUUAACUCUUUUUCUUCUUCUUCUUCUUCUUCUUCUUCUCUUAGGGUUUUAGCUUAUUUUCUCUUUACGUUUCUGCAAUGAGCAACGACAAGGAUACCUUUAGUGUCGCUGAUCUCACUUCAGCUCUCAACGACGAGAAUAGAGCUGACCUUGUCAAUGCUCUUAAGAACAAGAUACAAAAUCUUGCUGGACAGCACUCCGAUAUUCUAGAAUCCCUGUCACCUAAUGUCAGAAAGCGUGUUGAGGUUCUUAGGGAGAUCCAGGGUCAACAUGAUGAAUUAGAAGCAAAGUUUUUUGAGGAGAGAGCAGCUCUUGAGGCCAAAUACCAAAAAUUGUAUCAACCUCUCUACACAAAGCGCUAUGACAUAGUAAAUGGUCUUACAGAAGUUGAAGGAGGGGCAGCUAAUGAAACAACACCAGAUACUGAGGAAGAUUGUGAGAAAGGAGUGCCUGCAUUUUGGCUCAAUGCAAUGAAAAAUAACGACGUGUUAGCUGAAGAGAUUUCUGAGCGAGAUGAAGGUGCUCUCAAGUUUCUCAAGGAUAUAAAGUGGAGCAGAAUAGAUAACCCUAAAGGCUUCAAGCUUGAGUUUUUCUUUGAUACCAAUCCUUAUUUUACCAAUUCUGUCUUGACAAAAACAUAUCAUAUGAUUGAUGAGGAUGAACCAAUAUUGGAGAAAGCAAUUGGGACCGAGAUUCAAUGGCACCCAGGAAAAUGCCUGACACAGAAGCUUCUUAAGAAAAAGCCUAAGAAGGGUUCAAAGAAUGCUAAACCAAUUACCAAAACAGAAAACUGUGAAAGUUUCUUCAACUUCUUUAACCCACCUCAAGUUCCUGAUGAUGACGAAGACAUUGAUGAAGACAUGGCUGAGGAACUUCAGAAUCAGAUGGAACAAGACUACGACAUUGGGUCAACAAUAAGAGACAAGAUUAUUCCCCAUGCUGUCUCUUGGUUUACUGGGGAGGCUAUUCAGGGAGAGGAGUUUGGAGGUCUGGAGGAUGAUGAGGAUGAUGAAGAUAUUGAAGAGGAUGAUGAUGAAGAGGAGGAUGACGAAGAUGAUGAUGAUGAUGACGAAGAGGAGGAAGUAAACAAGACUAAAAAGAAGUCCCAUAAGAAGGGUGGAAAACCACAACUUGGUGAUGGCCAGCAGGGGGAGCGACCUCCAGAGUGCAAGCAGCAGUAGAAAUUUAUUUAUGCAGAGGGUUAUUUAUGGAGUUGAGUGUUAUUGGUGUUCGAGAAUGUCUGAUGUAAAAGUGGGUUUCAUGUGGUUUUAAAUGUUGCUUAAUUCAUUUUCCUCCUGAAAUCUUGAUAGUCUGAAUUUGUUGAGAGUCCCCUUCUCCUAUUUUGCUCGCGUUUGGAGAGAAUGUGGUUAUAUAGUAGGAUGCUGUGAUUUAUUAUUGCUGAAAUUUGUACGUCCGUCUGGUAUACUUGAUGAAAUAUAUAGUUUGUGCUUCAUCACUAGUAAUUCUUUCUGUUGAUAAUUUUUCGAUCAACAUAUUUUUAAAUGUUGAACUUCAAGUAUUUAAACUGAAGUCUAAGAUGUUUGUAGUUUCCACUGUUAAUGCUUAAAGUAGUGACGUAUUUCGCGC